This is a messenger RNA of Volvox carteri f. nagariensis, 1327 nucleotides long. RefSeq lists its product as uncharacterized. NCBI's taxonomy places the organism in Eukaryota, Viridiplantae, Chlorophyta, Chlorophyceae, Chlamydomonadales, Volvocaceae. The transcript is spliced from 5 exons. The record is from RefSeq and is a predicted model, not a curated record. The coding region runs from base 1 to 675 and encodes 224 amino acids.
AUGUGUAUUAUCUUCCUGCAGCCCUCCCUCCCCAACACCAUGCCCACCUCCACCACCACCACCACCACCACGGUCGUCACGGCCUUCCACAUCUCCAGCACCAUCCUUAUUUCUACCCCCAACAAAUAUGCCUUCUUCACCGCCACCUGCAUCCCAGCUCCCAUCCAGCCCUCCACCUCCGCAUCUUUUCAGCCCUCCACCUCCUUCACCUUUCCAGCUCCCGUCACCCACGCCAUCAAUCUUACCACCCUCACCGCCGGUGCCAGAGCCUCCUGUAUCAAAACCCCCAAGCCCGCCAUUACCCACUGCAUCAAGACCACCAUCCCCAGAACACCCAAGGCUCCCAAACCCGUCAGCCCACCACCUCCAUCCCCAGGAGGGAAUUCCAUCUUGGCCAACGACUUCCCCUUCCUGGAUUGCAAGGGAAGUACUGCCACUUCACCGUACCGCAUGUCAUCCCUUUCGGGCCCCUUCAAUGUCACGAGCUUCACAGCCACCUACUGUUUUACAGCGGCCCUCAGCAGUUCCCCGGUACCGGACAGCUCAUGCAGCUCAACGACCGUUGACAAGAUCGCUUUCAUUCUCGUGGCAAGCCCUACUGGCUGUACACAACACAGUUUUCCUUCUUGGAGUGCAACAUUUGGAGUGGAAUACCGCAAGAAGUCGUGGGGGUAAAGGAGCGUGUUGACUGGUUGUUGAGUAGACCUCUACCCGAAGGAGCGAUAAUAAUGGCACUAAGAGAGCGUUUGAUGAGUGGCUGGGACCAUACGCGUCUGACUGUCUUGCCAGAGGAGUACCCAUCAGAUGGGAAGCAACCGGGAGUGCAAAUGGCGAAGUAUAAGCACUGGAUGGGGCUGCCCUUUUCGGGUUUUCAUUCCUCGUUUAGCACAUCGUAAGCUAAUACAGUUUCGUUUAUGUUGCUGGGCUUUGGAGGCAAACAGAGCAUGAAGGGGCAAGUACCAUGUCCCCAGGGGGCAGCGGUUUUGCCACUGUUGUGGUACUAAUAGCCGAAUUGAGGAUGAAAAACACGUGUUAUUGGAAUGCCCAGCCUAUAAUGAUAUUCGUGCUGAAGAGGGAUUCGAUCAUCAACAGAGCAUGUUGGAGGCCAUGCAAUGGGAACCCGCACGUCUGGCGAGGAUGUUGGAACGUAUGUGGGCUCACCGAAACUCAAUACCCCCUUUGGACGCUAAUCCGGGCUGAUGUGCGGUGUUUUUCCUUUUCUCCGUGGCUUUUAGGCGUUGUAGUAUUGCCCUUGGGCCUUCGGCUCGUAUGGGUAGUCUUACAGGUAUGGGGUCACGCACCCCCCAACCAUGUAACACACACACAC